Trichophyton benhamiae CBS 112371 is the source of this 903-nucleotide messenger RNA. RefSeq lists its product as uncharacterized. Lineage: Eukaryota; Fungi; Ascomycota; Eurotiomycetes; Onygenales; Arthrodermataceae. The transcript is spliced from 2 exons. The record is from RefSeq and is a predicted model, not a curated record. Bases 1 to 903 code for a protein of 300 amino acids.
AUGGCCUCCUUUGGGGUUGAAAUAGAACUCCUCAUCAAGCCACUGGCCGGAAUAUUGCCUUUGCUUGCCAAACAUGGCCAUAGGCCGAACAAUAUUCCAAGACUGAAUAUGAUUGCGGUGCACAAAACGCUAGUCGAAGUGCUUACGGAGCGGUCUUUUCCGGCUGAGCUCUAUAACGAGGACAGUGAUUACCAGGAAAAAUGGCAAGUAACCGGGGAUGCAUCGAUUAGGAGCAAUGAUGAUGAUUUCGGUAAGCAUUCAGUUGCCUUCUCCCUAUUUGAUCGCACUGAACCGCUAACGAUGAGUAUUCUUAGUCGGGGUGGAGAUAAUUACCUGCAUUUUCCCGCCAUCACGGCGUUGAUACCAUCCGGCAGGCGUGGCACAGAUUGGUGCCACGCGAACGCAGAAGUCGUUCCGGAGCUCAGGGCCAAAUAUAUGGCUGGGCGGCCAGUUCUCCUGGCCUGGAUCGAAGGAUUUUCCGACAAAUCCGAAUUGUGGGAGAACAUUUCUCCCAAAAAGACUGUGGCUUGGAACUUCCGAAACGCGCGAGAAGGUGGAUGUGGUACAGUGGAAUUCCGGCAGCCACCCGGUGUCGUGAGCAACGCGGCUACCAAAAGAUGGGUGGCCAUUGCGCUAGCCCUAUUCGCCGCGGGGAUAGAGCCGUGGCUGGCGUACCCCGUUGCUGCUCCGACAGUGGAGGACUUGAAGAUUGUUCUGGAGCAUAGCGCCUCCCGGAUAGGGGUAUCACACCUGCUAUCAUUCGACGGGGCGAGCGAACAGACGAUCCCGAUUAAUACGUUGAGUGCAGAGGAGAGAGAGUACAUCACUCUCCUGAAGGCUCAGAAGCCAAGUAUUUUCGCCGAAAAUCUGGAGCGGCGUGGAGGACGCGGGUCCUCCCCAUGA